AUGCAGGCGCCGAUGGGCGAACGCCGUGUGUAUGUCGCAGUUCACGGAGGGGCUGGAUGUCAUGGGGUUGCGUCAGAACAAAGCGUCAAGAGUGCUUUGAAACGCGCUUGCGCUCGAGCUCUGCAGGAGUCACGAGUAGACGACUCUUCUGCCCUCUCUGUUGUAGAGCGAGCCAUAUCUGUUCUUGAGGAUGAUGAAUGCCUCAACGCAGGUUACGGUUCUAAUCUGACCAUCGACGGCACUGUCGAAUGCGAUGCGGCUGUCAUGGACGGCUUGUCAGGGGACUUCGGCAGUGUUGGUGCUGUUCCAGGGGUAAAAAAUCCGAUAAAACUGGCAUCGGCGGUGUUGAGGCACUCUAGAGAAUCCGACCCUCUUGGGCGCAUUCGUCCCAUGACUCUUGUCGCCUCCGGUGCACACUCGUUUGCAUCGUCACAAGAUAUACAAACUGUUGCUCCAAAUAAAAUGAUAUCGCCGCGAGCGACACAAGAGUGGCAAAAAUGGAAAUCGCGAUUGAUUCGCUCCACUAAUGGUGACCAAGAGAGCUUGCCUCAAGAUGCCAUGCAAGAUACAGUUGGUGCUGUGGCUUGGGAUAACGAAGGGAAUCUUGCUGCUGGUGUUUCAAGUGGUGGGCUGCUGCUCAAAUAUUCUGGUCGUAUCGGUGAAGCAGCUACCUUUGGCACCGGGUGUUGGGCGCAGCAGUCACGCAAUGAACAUUCUGGGAUGGCGUGUAGUAUCUCUGGAGCAGGGGAACACAUAAUGCGGGGCGGACUAGCCCAUGUGCUGGGCGAAGCCUUACAAUCCCCACAAUCAAAUCACAGCGAGGUGGAUACACACCAAGUGUUGCUUCGAAUACUGAAUCAACAAUUUACUGAACCAUUGCGCCAACGAGGAGAGCAGACACCAAAUGCAGGAGUUUUGCUUUUGACAAAAGAACACGGCGAAGGUGAUGAAGUACUACCGAGGUUAUGGUGCGCGUUCACCACAGACAGCAUGGCAGUCGCGUAUGCAAGCACCGCCAAACCCUCACCUAAGGUGUCCAUUUUGCGUCGACCAGCGUCGACUGGCUCUGCCGUAGAUGCAGACAAGUCAUCAGUGUACAUAACUGCGCUGCCCAUUCACCGAUAA
Suillus paluster is the source of this 1125-nucleotide messenger RNA. Its product is annotated as nucleophile aminohydrolase. Bases 1 to 1125 code for a protein of 374 amino acids. Lineage: Eukaryota; Fungi; Basidiomycota; Agaricomycetes; Boletales; Suillaceae. The record is from RefSeq and is a predicted model, not a curated record. Gene Ontology annotation, biological process: protein maturation. Gene Ontology annotation, molecular function: threonine-type endopeptidase activity. The transcript has 10 exons.